Messenger RNA from Lynx canadensis (Canada lynx), 1519 nucleotides. RefSeq names its product ribonuclease 4. Gene Ontology annotation, molecular function: nucleic acid binding; RNA nuclease activity. NCBI's taxonomy places the organism in Eukaryota, Metazoa, Chordata, Mammalia, Carnivora, Felidae. The coding region runs from base 285 to 722 and encodes 145 amino acids. The record is from RefSeq and is a predicted model, not a curated record. The transcript is spliced from 2 exons.
GGGAAACAGGGCGCGGUCCCAACUGCACAGAGGCUCCAACGCCGUCCUCCUCCCCGCCCCCUUUCCGCUGCAUCCCCCGCCCGUCGGUGUAGCAGUGUACACAGUCGCAAACUGACCCCACCCAGGAUCCAAAACAGGAUUCAAAAAAACGUCUUUGCGUUUUCUACCAGCUCCCUAUCCUCAAACAAGGGGAGGGGAAGAAGCCGGUGAGAAAAACCUCUCUUUCCGCCGCCCUGCGAGUUUCUGCAGCCUUGCUCCGAGGCCGAGGCAUCUCCAAGGUCGUGAUGGCUCUCCAGAGGAUUCAUGCAUUGCUUCUGCUCUUGCUGCUGACCAUGCUGGGGCUGGUGCAGCCCUCCUAUGGCCAGGAUCGCAUGUACCAACGAUUCCUGCGGCAACAUGUGGACCCUGAGGGGACAGGUGGCAACGAUGCCUACUGCAACUUGAUGAUGCAAAGACGGAAGAUGACUGUGCGUCAGUGCAAGCAUGUCAACACUUUCAUCCAUGAAGACAUCUGGAACAUUCGUAGUAUCUGCAGCACCACUAAUAUCCAGUGCAAGAAUGGCAAGAUGAACUGCCAUGAGGGUGUAGUGAAGGUCACAGACUGCAGGGAGACAGGAAGUUCCAGGACCCCCAACUGCAGAUAUAGGGCCUUGGCAAGCACCAGGCGUGUGGUCAUUGCCUGUGAGGGUAACCCCGAGAUGCCUGUGCACUUUGACAGAUAGACACCAUCCUGCAGGGGUGACAACCCAGCCCUUGGCCUUCAACUUAAUGCAUAAACUGCAAUGAGUAAUGCAUUUGAGCUGCCCCAGGCUCUGUCUCCUCUACUUCUUAUUCUUUUUCUCUUUAUAACCCAUUCUGUUAAGCACAUUGUAUCAAAGAGAAAUGGAGACAUAAAAUGAGGCUGGGCUUUUCUAUAGUAAACUUUUUUGCUUGCUUUUAUCAUACUGGUCAGUUGAGCUCUCUCAUCAGAUCCUAUCCUCUGGAAUUUAGUCAUUAUCUGUAUUUAUAUAGCACUUCAAGCAUUUCAAAGUGCUUUCAUCUAAAUUAUCUCAUUUUAAUAGCACAGCACUCCUGUAAUGCUGCCUGUUGUAUGUAGGAGCCCAAAGUUAAGAGAUUUGCUGAAGACCAUGAAGUUAGUGGAAUAACUGAGACAGAAAUCCAGUUGAACUGACUACCAAUCCAGGGCUUUCUCCACUUCAUCACAAGGAGCGUUUUGAAAGUAACUGCUUUUUGUUGUUUCCCAGAGUCAGCUGUUGGGAGAAGCAUUACAAAUUUGGAAAUGUAUGCUGGCAAAUGAGAACUCUAUCUGUGUGAUUUGGCUCCCUUGUUAUGCUGGGCUCUAAUAAGAUCAGGAAAUGAUGCGAGGAAUUUUCUUUCUCUCUCUCCGCGACUUUUGAAUCACUCUAAUAAGUCAGAAUAUUAAAAAUGUACUAGAUCAUUUAUGACUUAUUCACUCUUCCUGACUGAAAUGUUUUUCAUGUUUUCCUUGUAAUAAAGGACAUAAACUGCAGGUAUCUGA